ACCAGUUCUACCAACAUGGCUGCUUUCCGCGUUGGAAGAGGAGCGCUAAAUGUGCUGAAUUCUCGUCUCAUUUCUCCAGUUUUAGCUAAUAAAUCUUCUCCUUGUAGGAAAAUACAUACCGCAUGGCUACUCAAUGCAGGUAAUACACAAAAAUAUCACUAAUCGAAGCUGUUUAAACUCAACCUUGUUGCUUUAAUUUAUAAUAUAAAUCACGUCAAAUGCGUGGGUUUUAACUUUGAUUAUUUUGUAGGUAUCUUUAGUAAAAUACUUUUUAGGAACGAAGGAAAUUAAGAUUCGUUAUAAGAAUAUUCAAAUUUCUUUAACACACACAGUCGGCCAGCCCGCCAAUCUUCCACCUCCUAAUUUUUUUAUGCCAAAAGCUCCUUUGUGCUACGCCAAGUGGCUAUGCUUUCCGCCAAAUAUCUUGAGCUGAUGGGUAUCGGAAUCCAAUCAGGAUUGGGUGAAUUUAUAAGGAAAAUCCUUUGUCAAAUUGGUCCAACAUGGCAGUGAUGAAGUAUUGUGAAAACCUUUUGUUUUUAAAAUAUAGAAAGACAAUUCACAAAAGAUCAUGAAUGGAUUGUGAUGUCAGACAAUGUCGGGACUAUAGGGAUCUCAGAUUAUGCACAAGUAAAGAAUCCUUUAUUUUAUCCUUUAAGGGAGAGCACAUUUAUAGGGACAUAUGAUCAGUUGCAGAGUUGCUGGAAAUACCAUUUCAGAGGGUCUAAAAUUUCAAAGUCAACCCCCUCCCCUCUUAGGUGAGUGGUACCCUCUGGACCACAUAGCUGCAUACUUCUUUCAAACAGUCUCCUGCUCAAAAUUUUAUUGGGAACCCUGCCUUCUCUAGUAAUACUGGACCUAUAAGGGAUGAGCCUUACUGACCUCUAGGAAGAACAGUUUCCAACUGAGAUCUAUCUAGUACAAACAAUAGCUAGUUUAGUUCGUUAGUUUACUAGUAUAGUUUACUAGAAUUGUGCUAGGGUGCACCUCUAUUUAAUGGGUUAAAUAGCAAGUUUGUAUAAUUAUAGGCUCAUCUUAUGCAUUGAUAAUAAUUGUAAUUAUAAAUAAUAUUUAUUAUUUCAGAAUAGCUUGGGUGAUAUUGUAUAUGUUGAAUUACCAGAUGUUGGGAGUACAAUUGAACAAAAUGGUAAAUAUAAUUUAAUAUGUGAUUAUGAAAAUUCAGAGGUUUCAGUACAGUAGCUAUGAAUUGUAAUUGUUACAAACAAUGAGGUUGUCUCUAUUUCUAGAUACGUUUGGUGUUGUUGAAAGUGUCAAGGCAGCGAGUGACCUAUAUUCACCUGUUACAGGUGAAAUAGUUGAGGUUAAUGAAGCAUUAACAGAAAGUCCUGAUUUGAUCAAUAAGGAACCAUACGAUGGUGGUAUGUCUUCAUGAAACUUAAAUGCUAACCUUAUUCUUGCAAUAAAACAAUUUCCAGGUGAAGAUAGAUUAACAUAAUACAUUAACAGAUGUGCAGUGUUUAGUGACUAAUAUUUACUCAAAAAAUUUAUCCAAAGGUUGGAUAGCAAAGAUGAAGCUAUCAGACUUAUCCCAACUUGAUGAACUUAUGGAUGAAGCAGAAUAUAAUGAUUUUCUCAAGGAAACUGAAGAUGAAUGAUUUUAUGUGUUUGGACAUGGAAUUCCUAGAACACGACAUGAAAUUAUAAAAUAUACAUUAUAUUACAUGGCACAUAGCCUAGACCACCGUAACCUGUUGUUUUAUUUAAUUAACCACCAAUUUUGAAUUUUGUAACCUCCUAAAUAUAUUGUUAAAACUAAAUUAACUCCAGUCUAAUUGCUUUAUUUGUAGG
Molecule: messenger RNA, 1806 nt
Organism: Paramuricea clavata
Lineage: Eukaryota; Metazoa; Cnidaria; Anthozoa; Malacalcyonacea; Plexauridae
Source: the annotation of a GenBank genome assembly